Messenger RNA from Alligator sinensis (Chinese alligator), 2216 nucleotides. RefSeq names its product acidic nuclear phosphoprotein 32 family member A (gene ANP32A). Gene Ontology annotation, biological process: regulation of apoptotic process; nucleocytoplasmic transport. The coding region runs from base 140 to 886 and encodes 248 amino acids. Gene Ontology annotation, molecular function: histone binding. Lineage: Eukaryota; Metazoa; Chordata; Crocodylia; Alligatoridae. The record is from RefSeq and is a predicted model, not a curated record. Gene Ontology annotation, cellular component: perinuclear region of cytoplasm; nucleus. The transcript has 7 exons.
GUUGGGGUGUCCGCCGCGGGGUGGUGGGCUCGGGGAUCCCGAGCGGAGCUGGUUGCGCGCUCACAGUCCCUGGCCGCGCUGGCGUUGGGGGGGUCCGCCUGGGUGUCACUGCACGCGACGAGCCGGGCCAGCCACGGACAUGGACAUGAAGAAAAGGAUCCACUUAGAGCUGCGGAACAGGACGCCCUCGGAUGUUAAAGAACUUGUUCUGGACAACUGUAGGUCAAAUGAAGGCAAAAUUGAAGGCCUCACAGAUGAGUUUGAAGAGCUGGAGUUCUUAAGUACAAUCAACGUAGGCCUAACCUCAGUUGCAAACUUACCAAAGUUAAACAAACUUAAGAAGCUCGAACUAAGCGAUAACAGAAUCUCAGGAGGGCUGGAAGUGUUGGCGGAAAAGUGUCCGAACCUCACACAUCUAAACCUAAGUGGCAACAAAAUAAAAGAUCUCAGUACAAUAGAACCUCUGAAAAAGUUAGAAAACCUGAAGAGUUUAGACCUUUUCAAUUGCGAGGUAACCAACUUGAACGACUACAGAGAAAACGUAUUCAAGCUCCUCCCGCAGCUCACGUACCUCGACGGCUACGACCGGGAUGACAAAGAAGCCCCGGACUCUGAUGCAGAGGGUUACGUGGAGGGCCUAGAUGACGAGGAAGAGGAUGAGGACGAAGAGGAGUACGAUGAAGACGCUCAGGUAGUAGAAGACGAAGAGGAAGACGAGGAGGAGGAGGAAGGAGAGGAGGAGGACGUGAGCGGGGAGGAGGAGGAAGAUGAAGAAGGCUAUAACGAUGGUGAAGUAGACGAUGACGAAGAUGAAGAAGAAGCUGAUGAAGAAAGGGGACAAAAGAGAAAACGAGAAGCUGAAGACGAGGGGGAUGAAGACGACUAAACCGAAUAACCUAUUUUGAAAAUUUCCUAUUGUGAUUUGACUGUUUUUACCCUGUAUUUUUUCCCCCCAGACUUAUUUUUUUCUGAUUGUAACGUUGCUGUGGGAAUGAGAGGGAAAAGCGUAUUGGGUGGGCGAGGGAAUAAAAUACUAUUUUUACUGCCACUCCUCCUCCUCCUCCUUCAUUUUUAAUUUUUUCCCCCCCUUUUGGCCCCUUUUUAGUUCCUGUAAACGCAAUAGUAAGUAUAAACCAAGUGGUAAUUUGUUUCUUAUUAUCGGAGUGGAGCGUUCGACAUCUUCUUUUAAGAUCCGCGGACGAGCUCCAGAAAUUGCAUCGUCCAUUCGGGAACAGCGAAAACCCUUUUUGCGGUCGCUGGGAUAUUCCACCUCCGCUGGUCACGAAACCUCUGGUGAGCAUUUUUUUUUUUAAUUUUUAUUUUUUUGGAUGCUACCAAUCCUAACGAAAGCAUCCUGGCCGCAGCAACAGGUGUGAGAAUGGCAUAUUGAUAAAGUGAUUUCUUUGUUGCCUGUUCGUGGAUGACUGCCAUUUUCAGCCCAUGCUUUCCCUGCUUUUGUUAGGUACCUUUUCUUUUGCUGUUUGUAAAUAGUGACCAAACGUGUUGGGUUUUUAUUUCCCUCCCUUUCGUUGGGUGUUCUUUUGGAUCUGGUUUGUGGGGUGACUUUGCGAUCCCCCCUCUGUGUGUUGUGUUGUUCUUCUUUUUUUUUUUUCUUUUCUUUUGGUUUCUUUUUUGUUCGUUUUGGGUUUUCUUGGCUAGGGUAUAGCCAGUACACUGAAAAUGGCAGGCAUUUAAAUAUAUAUAUAAAUAUAUAUAAAAAAAAAAAAAAGUGUUCCUAAUUCCUGAGUUACUAGUGAAAUGAAUUUGACAAUUGUAAUAAAAAAAAUGUUUCAACCCUUUUAAAUAAGGUGUGUACUAUUUUGGUCUGUAAUAUAUAACACCUAGUCAAUUUUAAGUGAUGAGAAACUACUUCCACUUGUGCUCUAUACUUUGAAAAUUUUUACAAACCUAAAUACAGGAGACAGUUACAGCAUGUAGUGUAGGAGAUUUCUUUUCAUACACUCAAGCACGAAAUACUAAUACAAAAUUGUAUUUUCUUACCUAGUGGAAGUCAGUAAAAUGACUGAAAAUACCUAGUGAAUGUACAGUUUUACUUUCAUAUCCCUCUUUAAAAUAGCUUUAGAAGUGACUUGUAUUUCCUAGUCAAUAUUUCAUCUGUAUAAAUACAUUUGCAACAGUUUUUUUCCCAGAAGAGCCAAACUUUGAGUUUUAUGUCUGUUUGUCAUUGAUGAAUUUCAAUAAAUCUUUUUAUACAA